GUGACAAGUUCCAUACUGAAGAAUCUGUGCCCGUCAGCGGUCCCGGGCUUUCUGGAUCACGGUUAGUCUCCCGUAGGCAAACCGAUAGAAGGAAGACAGUCGUUCCUUCCAUCUGUCCCGGUAGAUUUGCGCCUGACCACCACUGGAACAUGGACCACCUAUUUCACGUUUGAAACCCGACAUAUGUCAACGUUGGACACUUCUGGCGUACUACGUCUACAUCCAUCUCCUGAUAGAAAGUUCUGGAGAGGUAUUCCAAUUACCGAUGUCUUGAUGACGCUUGAUUGGUGUGCUGAGCCCCAUGACUGCAAUAAGGUUAAGCAGUAGCAGUAGCAGUCUGAUAUAUAUGGAUGAUGCUAAGAGAAGUUACGCUGAACAUACUGUGGAACAACAACCAUCAAUGCACCCUCGUUGAUCAUCGAUCGUUUCCUACAUACCCUUCAGUACUCAGUAGCGGCAUUUUGAUCAGACCAUCGUCCAGCUCGAGAGUGUCCUCGUUGCCUAUAUCAAUGACAAGAAAGGGAUCCUAGACUGAGGAAGACCGAGUUGAGAGCAGGUUAAUUGGGCCUCCAUCCAGUCUGUCAUAGACUAGAAGGAUACCCUAUUAACCUGGUCCACACCUGAUUAAUAUGGUUACGGUAGAGUCGCCAUCACGUCUUC
Suillus subaureus is the source of this 660-nucleotide messenger RNA. RefSeq lists its product as uncharacterized. The transcript has a single exon. NCBI's taxonomy places the organism in Eukaryota, Fungi, Basidiomycota, Agaricomycetes, Boletales, Suillaceae. The record is from RefSeq and is a predicted model, not a curated record. Bases 351 to 530 code for a protein of 59 amino acids.